GUGGAACCUCAAGAGUGUCAAGAGGUCCAGCCAACCGCGUGGCAGCGAUAAAAACCACACCAGGCUACUAAUUAACACAUGCAGAAAUCGUCCCAGUCCAAGCCAGACUAGACUGGCCACUAGUUGUCCCCAUUGACGCACAGCAGGGGGCGGACAAGUUCACUCUCGGGAAGGAGGGGAACCUAGAAAGCUCCCAGACACUCGGAGUUCAAGAUAAGACCAGGGUCAACUCGAGUUCUCCCACACAGAAAUACACCACACUACAUACACGCAACCGAAGACACCUCCUGCGGGGCAAACACCAUUUCGAGAGAAGCUUCUUGUUGUCUUCUAGAGAGACUAAUGCGUACACUAGGCCACUGAAGGGGACACACAUCCGAGUCCGUCAGCCCUUUGUCAUCAACACUUGGAGAGAAGGAAAAAAAAAAAAGAGGUAGCAUUGCUUCCUACCUGCUCAAACAAGCACUCUACAUAUACUACAUUUACAUCCAGCGUCGAUCCGGAACCCCCAUUACAAUACCACCCGAUCCCACUUCACACUGGGUAACUCACACAAGAAAAAAUCCUCCAUCCGAUCCCGUCAGUUCGGUCCCACCCCGGAGACCGGAACCAGGGCCCUUUGAGGCGUGUCAUAGGCACCUUUAACCCCUUCCUAUACUACCUAUAACCCUGCCCAUCCAUCAGCUUCUGGCCUGCCGUGGACAGCUGUGGUUCACGUACAGUGUGCCAUAGUCUGUGUGUCAGGCCAAGCGAUAUCUCACUCCUUUGAUAUUGACUGGUCUCUUCUGUCGUCAAAUCUACACCCUUUCUCUCCACAGAUACCAUCACUCAUAACAUAUUCCUUAUGAAGGACACCCUCACGUCAUCCGUGUCAAUGUAACCAGCGAACCGAUCACCCUCCUUUUUUUAUCCCCAAACAUGGCUGGAUUCGAUCAGGAUAUCGAGCUCAGUGCUUACUCACACUCUCACGGACUUGGAAUCAGUGGUAAUGGUCGCAGUGGUCGACAGCGCAGCAUAGCCGAGGCAAGCAGCUUCACCCUCGGCGGCGCCUCCCCUUCUCCCCGGACCAAGUCCUUUGCCGAUGUCUCACCUGGCGGCAGCCAUGGCCGCUCGAAAUCCAUUGCUGCUGCUAGUGACGGCGCCGGUGGAGGCUUCCACGGUACCAUGAGUCGCUUCGUGGACUCCUUCCGCCGCGGCGACGGCACCAUCAACAAAAAUCUCGACUUGGACGACGACAACAAUACCAGCUCACAUGGGUACUCUUCCCACAGCAUCUCGCGCGGCCAUGGCGGCACGAGAUACUAUGACUUGCGCCCGGGAACUGGCAAAAUAAACACGCCCAGCUCGCUGCUGGCUAGAGAGCUAAAGGGCCGGCAUCUGCAGAUGAUUGCCAUUGGAGGGUCCAUCGGGACGGGUUUGUUCGUUGCCUCUGGCAAGACAUUGAGCGACGGCGGACCGGCGAGUGUGUUGAUUGCCUAUCUCAUCAUUGGCGUCAUGCUGUUUUGCACGAUACAGGCCUUGGGCGAGCUGGCUGUCAUUUUCCCCGUAGCCGGAUCCUUCUCGGCCUUCUCGACGAGAUUCUUGGAUCCAAGUUGGGGAUUUGCUAUGGGGUGGAACUACGCUCUGCAAUGGAUCGGGGUACUACCACUUGAAGUAUUAGCCGGCGCCAUGACAAUAGGAUACUGGAAUAAAGAAAUCAACAAAGCCAUAUUCGUCACCAUUUUCCUGGUCAUCAUCUUCGUCAUCAAUCUUUUUGGCGCAAAAGGAUACGGCGAGGCAGAGUUCAUCUUUGCCAUCAUCAAAGUUACCGCGGUGGUAGGAUUCAUCCUUUUAGGUAUCGUCAUCAACAUAGGCGGCACCCCUACCGAAGGCUACAUCGGCGGCAAAUACUGGGAGGACCCCGGUGCCUUCCACAACGGCUUCAAAGGUCUCUGCUCCGUCUUCGUCACCGCCGCCUUCGCCUUCGCCGGCACUGAACUCGUUGGCCUGGCAGCCGCCGAGACCGCCAACCCGCGCAAAUCGCUCCCCACCGCCAUCAAGCAGGUUUUCUGGCGUAUUUCGCUCUUCUAUAUCGUUAGUAUGACGCUCGUCGGUCUGCUCGUCCCCUACAACGAGCCUCGUCUCCUCAACGCCCAAAACAUUGCCGACGCUUCCGCCUCGCCUUUUGUCAUCGCCAUCGAAUCCGCCGGCGCUACGGUCCUCCCCUCCGUCAUGAACGGCGUUAUUCUCAUCUCGGUCAUCUCCGUCGGUAACUCCGCCGUCUACGGCUCCUCGCGCACUUUGGCUGCCCUGGCCGAACUAGGCCAAGCCCCCGCCAUCCUCGCCUACGUCGACCGCCGCGGCCGUCCCAUCGUCGCCAUCCUCGUCACCAUGGCCGUCGGCCUGCUCGCGUACCUGGGCGACGUCCCCUCGCAGAAAAACAUAUUUGACUGGCUCCUGGCCAUCUCAGGCCUGUCCUCCAUCUUGACCUGGGCAUCCACCUGUCUCGCGCACAUCCGUCUGCGCAAAGCGUGGGCGUACAACCACCGCUCGGUGCAAGACAUUGCCUUUAAAGCACAGGGCGGCGUGAUUGGUUCGUGGAUCGGGUUUGUUCUUAAUGUUCUGGUGUUGGUGACACAGAUAUGGGUGUCGAUCGACCCGCUCCACCAGGGCGACACACCGUUGACGACCAAAGAGCGGGUGCGCAGUUUCUUUGUGAGCUGCUUGGCGAUUCCGGUGGUGUUGAUUUGUACGAUUGUGCAUAAGUGGUACUAUAAGACGAAGUGGGUAAGGAUCGAGGAUAUGGAUGUGGACACGGGAAGGCGAGAUUUUGGACGGUUGGGCAUUAUCAAGGCCCAGGAGAAGGAGGAGAGGAUGGGGUGGCCGAGGUGGAAGCGGGUUUACCGGUUUAUGUGCUGAUUUUGCAGUGCAGUGCAGUGCAGUGGUUACUGCCUGUGUGAGAAUGGAGGAGAGGGAAGGCAGGCCCGCAGGCUCGGUGGGCUGGAGAGUAAGAUACCCGCAGGUGAUGUCCUGGACAGGAUCUGGAUCCAUGUGGAGGAAGGUCGGUUGAUUUGUAUAUCGGAUUGGAUGGCUAUGAACAGGAUGCUUUGAUAUCAACGAUGGGAGACGCAUGUAUAUAGAUGUAAUAGUAAUCACAUGUGAUGAUGAACUAGCAAAUUGUUGU
Neurospora crassa OR74A is the source of this 3163-nucleotide messenger RNA. Its product is annotated as general amino-acid permease GAP1. Gene Ontology annotation, biological process: amino acid transmembrane transport. The record is from RefSeq and is a predicted model, not a curated record. Bases 919 to 2898 code for a protein of 659 amino acids. Gene Ontology annotation, molecular function: amino acid transmembrane transporter activity. The transcript has 3 exons. Gene Ontology annotation, cellular component: membrane. Lineage: Eukaryota; Fungi; Ascomycota; Sordariomycetes; Sordariales; Sordariaceae.